AUGCACACAGCACUUUCUACGUUGAUUAUUAUGAUUAUGACAAUUAUUUGCCUUAUCAAUACUAAAAAUAAGGAUGAUUGUCUUAGAAUAGUUAUUGAAGGGAUUGUAAUUUUAUUUUUACAUCAACUUUAUUUGAUUAUACAUCAAUUAUAUUAUCAUAUCAAUUAUGGAAACCGUCGACAUGGGAUACAGAACAAAUAUGAAACAAGCGUUAAUAGUAUUACCAUUGGUUUAGAAAAGCGAACAUUAAUACCAACACGAAUUACAUUACGACAUGCAUUUAUGAGUUGGACUGUGAAAUUAAAUUAUAUUAUUCAUUUUUUUGUGUGUUCCUCUCGAACAAUUGCUCUGCAUUUAAAACUAAUUCAACAGCCAAUAGCAAAUGAUAAAGCUGUUUGUGAAUUUAUAUUAAAUACAUCAGCUGGAUUAUAUACAAAAUUCACACAAUUAUCUGAAAAUUUAGAAUUAAUGGAAUUUUCUCUCGACAAUUUUGCUUUCAUAGAAAUGAUUAAUAAAUAUGAUAAUAAAUUAAGGAUUUCUGCUGAAAUUGAAGUUCACAAAGAAUCCAUUGGUGAAAAUAAACAUUAUAAAAUAAUUGUUUUUGAAUUCAAUGGUGUUCAAAUUAAGGAUUCUAACGAACAAUUAACACUGAUAAUUACAGUUUAUGCUGUAGUAUUUCAUCCAAUGAUUCAUUCAUUUUUCGAUCAAUUAUAUAAUUAUGGUUACACAGAACAUGCUUCGCCAUCACAUAAUCGUCAAAUUUUGGAAUCAGUGUAUGAUGAUCUUUUAUUACAUGGACAAUAUGUAAAUCAUGUAUCAUGGAAUUUUUCUGGUUGGUUGUAUGGAGGUUCGACAAAGUGGAUGUCUAUUCUUUUAGAAUAUAAUGGAUGCAGAAUAAUUUUACCAAAACAUAUGAAGGCAGUGAAGAUUUUGGCAGAAAAAUCAUUAGCAAUGAAUUUUAUGUACCGAGCACGAAAGAUUUUGUUUGAACUUAUCUACAAAUAUCAAGUACCCAUUGAUGGCGAAUUAUUAUUUCUUUCGUCGAUCGUUCAUGCUGUUGAGCAUAAUGAAGUCUGGAAAAGUUCAAGUGGUUAUUAUCAACUACUGCCAACUAUUGCAAAAGAAUUUCAUAUUCCUACACUGAAUUCCGCUUGGUUAAAUUUCGUUGCUCAUUUUCUAUACGGCUCAUCACAAUAUAUGUUUAGAAAUCUACUGAAAGAUAAACGAGAACAAAAUCUGUUCUAUGGAGAAUUAUAUCAAUUGUUGCAUCAAAUUAAUCCAUAUUAUGCAGAUCAAGUGACAUUAUCGAUUUCUUUUUAA
Adineta steineri is the source of this 1320-nucleotide messenger RNA. NCBI's taxonomy places the organism in Eukaryota, Metazoa, Rotifera, Eurotatoria, Adinetida, Adinetidae. The record is from the annotation of a GenBank genome assembly.